Messenger RNA from Prorocentrum cordatum, 2208 nucleotides. NCBI's taxonomy places the organism in Eukaryota, Dinophyceae, Prorocentrales, Prorocentraceae. The record is from the annotation of a GenBank genome assembly.
AGCCAUUUGGGCUCAAGUUAGGCUCGAGCCAUCCGCCCCACCCCCUUCCUCCGAGGGACGUCCUCGCGCAACCCCUGACACCGGCGCCGGGCAGCCAUGCAGCCGCUGGGCCGCUCGCGGGCGAGGGCGGGCACGAGCUGGUGCCUGGCCGCCGCGGCCGCGGCCGCCUGGUGCUCGGCGAGGUGCCUCGUCGCCCCGACGGGCCCCGCCGGGCUCCGCCCCGCGCCGCGGGCGGACGUCGCCCGCGGCUACGAGCGGGGGGGCGCCGAGGGCGGCACCGGGGCAGGGGCGGAUACGCACGAAGGCGGCAGCGGCGGCUCCGAGCAGGACGUGCUGGCCAUGUGGGACGGCGUCGGCAGCGACACCGGGGCAGGGGCGCACGAAGGCGGCAGCGGCGGCUCCGAGCAGGACGUGCUGGCCAUGUGGGACAGCGUCGGCAGCGACACCGGGGCAGGGGCGCACGAAGGCGGCAGCGGCGGCUCCGAGCAGGACGUGCUGGCCAUGUGGGACAGCGUCGGCAGCGACACCGGGGCAGGGGCGCACGAAGGCGGCAGCGGCGGCUCCGAGCAGGACGUGCUGGCCAUGUGGGACAGCGUCGGCAGCGACACCGGGGCAGGGGCGCACGAAGGCGGCAGCGGCGGCUCCGAGCAGGACGUGCUGGCCAUGUGGGACAGCGUCGGCAGCGACACCGGGGCAGGGGCGCACGAAGGCGGCAGCGGCGGCUCCGAGCAGGACGUGCUGGCCAUGUGGGACAGCGUCGGCAGCGACACCGGGGCAGGGGCGCACGAAGGCGGCAGCGGCGGCUCCGAGCAGGACGUGCUGGCCAUGUGGGACAGCGUCGGCAGCGACACCGGGGCAGGGGCGCACGAAGGCGGCAGCGGCGGCUCCGAGCAGGACGUGCUGGCCAUGUGGGACAGCGUCGGCAGCGACACCGGGGCAGGGGCGCACGAAGGCGGCCCCCAUGGAUCACCUGAACUGUUGAGCUCGUGGGAUAGUCUGGGCAGCGCAACCGGAGGGCAGCCCUAUCAAAGCGGUGGCCACGAUACAGGUUCUGGCCAGCGCCUCGUCGGCUUCGGAAAGCACAGGGACUUAACCUACCAGGAGGCUUUGAGUCAGGAUCCUAACUAUUGUGACUGGGUCAUGCGAGAAAGCAAGAGCUCCGACGCCUCCCCGAUGGUCAUGGAUUUUGUCCAUUGGCUGGAGCAGAACGUUCCGUCCGCUGGCGGUGGCGCUCCCGCCAAUGGCUUCGACCUGGGGUCUUCAAGCGACCCGAGUGGCUGGCUGCCCGCUGUGGAGCCCAGCGGGGACGCGGGCCAGCGCCUCGUCGGUUUCGGAAAGCACAGGGACUUAACCUACCAGGAGGCUUUGAGUCAGGAUCCUCAGUAUUGUGACUGGGUCAUGCGAGAAAGCAAGAGCUCCGACGCCACCCCGAUGCUCAUGGAUGAUUUUGCUCAUUGGCUGGAGCAGAACGUUCCGUCCGCUGGCGGCGGCGCUCCCGCCAAUGGCUUCGACCAGGGGUCCGCAAGCGACCCGAGUGGCUGGCUGCCCGCUGUGGAGCCCAGCGGGGACUCAAAUCCCAAGGUAGGCUUCGGAAAACACAAGCAUCUGACCUACGAGGAGGCCUUGGUAAUGGAUAAACGUUACUGCCAGUGGGUGGUGACGUUCAUGGAGUCGAAAGAGGACCCCAUCCCGACUAUGGUAGAGUUUGCUAAGUGGCUGCGGGAGAGGGGGAUCGAGCCGGGCACAUAAUUCUUUGACUCGCGCGGAUGCCCCCUGCUCGAGACAAGACUCACCUCGAGGCUCCUUCUGGCUCAGUGAGAGGCACGUUUGCAGGGGAGCUCCUCCUCCUCGUCCUCUGCCCUCCUCUCCUCCUCUUCCUCCUCCUUCCUCCUUCCCCUCUGAUUCUCCGCUUGCGCCUGUCGCAAUCGAAGGCCAAAGGCGGGGCCUGUCGUACAGGGGGGCUGGCUGGCGCGGCCCCGCUUCGGGAUAUCGGAGGCGCAAUGCUUCUCCCUGGUGGCGGUUGAGGCCGCAUCGCGUCAGCAGGGCUGGCACGAGCCAUGCGAUCAGCUUCUGCGUGCGAGACUGUACGUGCUAGGCGAGGGUGCGCCUCGGUUUGCUUCUGUGAGCCGUCGCUGCGGCCAGCACUGCGGACUCGCCAUGCUUGUCCGCCGAUCGCCGCCGGGUUUUGAGAGAAACAAAGAAGUGCAG